AUGUCUUCAGGCAAAUUGGAAUAUACCGUUGUUAUUGUUGGUGAUGGUGGUGUUGGAAAGACAAGUUUAACAAUUUAUUUAACAGAGGGAAGAUUUGAAGCAGAAUACAAUCCAACUAUUGAGGAUGAGGAAUAUCAAUUGUUACGUGAUCAACAUUGGAGAUCAGGAGAUGGAUUUGUCAUGAAGACUUUUGAGGAUGUGACAAGUUUUGGUGAACAUAUUUUGAAGAGUAAGGAUGGAAAUGAAGUUCCAAUUGUAUUAUGUGGAAAUAAAUGUGAUUUACCUGCAACAUCAAGACAAGUCACUGAAGUUGAAGCUAAGAAAUUAUGUGAAGAAAAUGAAUGGUACUAUUUUGAAACAUCUGCUAAGAAAGGAACAAAUGUUAAUAUUGCAUUUGAAACUCUUUGUAAAGGUAUUAUUGAAUUUAAUAGCACUCCAGCUAAGGAAGAAAAACCAAAAAAGAAAGGAUUAUUCUCAAAGAUAUUCAAAAGAAAGUAA
Naegleria gruberi is the source of this 498-nucleotide messenger RNA. Its product is annotated as ras family small GTPase. Gene Ontology annotation, cellular component: plasma membrane. Gene Ontology annotation, biological process: Ras protein signal transduction. Gene Ontology annotation, molecular function: GTP binding; GDP binding; GTPase activity. Bases 1 to 498 code for a protein of 165 amino acids. Lineage: Eukaryota; Heterolobosea; Eutetramitea; Acrasida; Naegleriidae. The transcript is spliced from 7 exons. The record is from RefSeq and is a predicted model, not a curated record.